CCCGCAAUGACGUCAAGAACAGGAAGGUCCGACAAGCUUUGUUUAUCAACUUGUCGCGAUCACGUUCACUUCUUAUUUUUUCCAAGUCUGUAAACUUAUAUAUGGCUUUAAUGACAUGAUUUGAAGUCUGUAAACUUAUAUAUGGCUUUAUGACAUGUCUUCAGCAAAAAGAGAAGGAAAUAUGAUUGCGCGCUGACUUCGCGAGCGGCUAUUGAAACUAAGCAGUGACUAUAACGUUUAUGUAUGUGGGAGCGGCGGAGAGCAUGGGGAGGAAUCAGCUGAUUAUUUGACUCGCUGAACACAUGAUUCGUCAAGAUCCCUAUAGUGUCUAUUCCAGUCAUAUGCAUUCUAAACCAAACCACAGCGGUAGAACUGCAAAGAGCUUAACUCCGUUUUUAUCUGUUACUUAUCUCUGUGUCAAACUCCAUUGGAGUGGAGUGUAAUGUAAGAGGUUAGUGUCCGUUGGAAAGAUGCCGUGCACAUGCGGGAACUGGAGGAGGUGGAUUCGGCCUCUCGUGGUUCUGCUGUACAUUCUGCUCCUUCUGGUUGUCCUUCCACUCUGUAUAUGGGAACUACAAAAAUCAGGGGUUAGUAUUCAAAAUAAGGCAUGGUUCAUCGCUGGGUUAUUCGUGUUCAUGACUAUACCCAUAUCACUGUGGGGGAUACUGCAGCAUCUAGUGCACUACACCCAACCUGAGCUACAAAAACCCAUUAUCAGAAUAUUAUGGAUGGUUCCGAUAUACAGCCUGGAUAGUUGGAUAGCGUUGAAGUAUCCCAGCAUUGCCAUCUAUGUAGACACAUGUAGAGAGUGCUAUGAGGCCUAUGUUAUCUACAACUUCAUGAUCUUCCUUCUCAACUAUCUGGGGAACCAGUAUCCCAGUCUGGUGCUGAUGCUGGAGGUGCAGGAGCAACAAAAACAUCUCCCUCCUCUUUGCUGCUGCCCACCGUGGCCCAUGGGAGAAGUGCUUUUGCUGAGAUGCAAACUGGGAGUUCUCCAGUACACAGUUGUGAGACCUCUCACCACAAUCAUUGCUUUGAUUUGUCAGCUUUGCGGUGUCUAUGAUGAAGGCAACUUCAGUUCAAAAAAUGCCUGGACAUAUCUGGUUAUUGUCAACAAUCUCUCUCAGCUUUUUGCCAUGUACUGUCUUGUGCUGUUUUACAAGGCUCUGAGAGAAGAGCUGAGUCCCAUAAAACCUGUGGGCAAAUUCCUCUGUGUCAAGCUGGUGGUUUUUGUGUCAUUCUGGCAAGCCGUGGUCAUUGCGCUUUUAGUGAAGGUUGGUGUAAUCUCAGAAUCUCACACCUGGGAGUGGGACAGUGUGGAGGCUGUAGCCACUGGAUUGCAGGACUUCAUCAUCUGUGUGGAAAUGUUUUUGGCAGCCAUUGCCCAUCACUUCAGUUUCACUUACAAACCCUACAUACAGGAAGCAGAGGAAGGUUCCUGCUUUGAUUCCUUCCUGGCCAUGUGGGAUAUCUCAGACAUACGGGCUGACAUCUCAGAACAAGUGCGCAAUGUCGGGAGAACUGUCAUGGGUCGGCCAAGGAAAACAUAUUUUGGUGAAGAGGUUUGCCAGGGCGAGAACACGGGACUGCUGUCAGGUGGAGCUCAGGAUCCAGUUGAAUCGUCUUCCACCCCUCCAUCCCCCAAGGGCCGUUACCAGGGCAUGGGUCACACUGUAACCCCUCACUCCAUCUCUGCUCCUGCAAACCUUGGCUCAGGCUGCAUACCAUGGGAAGGAGAUGUGGAUGACAUCCCGCCAACUGGGAUAUCUGACGAUUGUACAGAGAAAGAGUGUUCAGACUAUCCGGAGAUUACUUAGCAUCAGCGACCAACACUUUUAUAUUUAAAGCACAUCAAUCAAUCUAGCUACCGUUAACUCCGCUAACUACUGGAUAGCUGUGGCUAAUAUGGGUUCAGAGAGGCUCGGUGAAGCUUUGGUAGCAAGCGGGUAUUAUAAAGGACUUGGUUGGUCCGAGGUUUUUUUCUCCGUUUUGCUAUUAUUUUGCUGACCAUAUUAUAAACUGACCUUAAAGUCAAGCACAGUAAUUCCCCAAUACCAGUUUUAAAAUGUAAUAAUCAGUUAAUGGUUCUUUUAAGACAGCUUUAUGAAUGUUUACUCUAAGAAACACUAUGUAUUUAUAACACUACUUCACAAUUUUGUUGACGCUGGAUUUGGUUAGCAAGUAAUUUUUACACCUUUUUUUAUCAUUAGUGUUGCUUUCACUAAAUACUUUUAUGUUAAUGCAAAUACUUUUAGUUAUUUUUUUAAGGAGCAGCACCUUGAACAUGGACAGUAAUAUGAAAUUGCCAGGAUGCCAUUAAGAUUUGGAACAGGAUGUUUCAGGAUAUAUGCAUGUGUUAAAGCAACUACAGUUUUGACUGUACAUCAGCUUUUAAGCACAAAGUACAAAGUACUGAAACUCAUAUUUGCUCAGUUCUUUUCAGAGAUUUGAGUUCUUAAGUUGGACUGCUUGCCUUCUAAACAGCUUCAUGCAAUUGCAUCAAAACAUAAAUGUGAUCUUUUACUUUAUUUUGUCAGACAUUAGUUAGAAAGAAAAAAAAUAUACAUUUUAUUUUUGGUUGUUUUAAUGGCUAGAGAAAGACAAUUGUUACUUUGAAAAGUAUUGAAAAUGUAUAUUGACUUUUUAAGCUAACCUCGGGGAAUGAUGCAAUGUUUAAAUAUCCGCCAAAGCUGUCUUAUUGCUAUUAAAGGGGCAGUUUGACCAAAAAUGAAACUUCUGUCAAAAUGUGCUUUCUCUCAUGUCACUUUCUUCCAUCAUUGAAUUCUUUCACACAUGAGAAGCAAACCUAAGUUUUCCUCAUGACAUGGGGGUGAGUAAUUGAUGACAGGAUUUUCAUUUUAGGUGAAAUCUUCCCUUUAAGAAAUAGUCUUUUUCUUUGUUAAUAUUGGGUGUCAGUAGUCUGUUACACAGCAUUAUUAGCUGCACAUGAGCUAUAAAUGUCAGAUAUAUAGCAUAACCGCACAGGAAUAUUGUUAAAUCAUUACAGAUGUGGAACUGUGGGAAAUCCCAUUUAUUUGUUUUUAUGAACUGUCAUGUGUCUCUGUUUCAUUCAGAGAUGCAUAUUCUCCAAUGGUUUGUACUGCUGUUGCUUUGCCUUAUCUAACAGUGGUUGUCACAAAUAAUUAAACUUCACAUGGAAAUGUA
Pimephales promelas (fathead minnow) is the source of this 3165-nucleotide messenger RNA. It is a transcript of the gene tmem184c, whose product is annotated as transmembrane protein 184C. NCBI's taxonomy places the organism in Eukaryota, Metazoa, Chordata, Actinopteri, Cypriniformes, Leuciscidae. The record is from RefSeq and is a predicted model, not a curated record.